Molecule: messenger RNA, 958 nt
Organism: Cuscuta campestris
Lineage: Eukaryota; Viridiplantae; Streptophyta; Magnoliopsida; Solanales; Convolvulaceae
Source: the annotation of a GenBank genome assembly
CAUAUGAUGAUGUUGAAAGUGCGUGUAGGGUGGUGAAACACAGAAGGAAGGUGACACAAACUUCAUGGAUGGUAACACAAACUUCACAGUUUGUGUCAUGGAUGGUAACACAAACUUCACAGUUAGACUUCGAGACCAUGCAUGCGAUUGCAACAAGUGGCAGGUGACAGGCUUGCCUUGCAAACAUGCGACUAGAUGCAUAUUAAGGCUAAAUGAGAAACUGGAGGACUAUUGCUCCCAUUGGUUUUCUGUGGAGAAGUACAAAGGGCUUUAUGAUGGAAUCAUCCACCCCAUUCCAGACUCAUGCAUGUGGGGGGAAAGCUCGGAACCAACAUUGGAUCCGCCAAGGGAACACAAAAAGAAGGGAAGGCCAAAGAAACACAAAAGGAGAGAAGGGGUUGAUGAUCUCAGGAUCAAGAAAAAGGGCUUUGCUCAUGGGACCAAGAGAUGCAGUAAAUGUAAGCAGCUUGGGCACAACCAUAGGACAUGUGGACAAAAAAGGGAUGAAGAUGGGCACUUGUUGAAGAAAGGCGCUGGCCGAGUGACCGUCCGAGCUGCAAUCGCCGGUGACUCCAGCCUCCACGCCUCAAGGUGCUUCGCCAAUCGCUAAUUGCCUGACGCCGCCGGUCUAUCAAGUAUCAAGAACAACGAAGAUUUAAGAUUUUGGUUUAUAUAGAAUGAAACGAAGGGCAGAUCUUAUGGAAACUGAGCAAAGUCCUUCACCUAAUGUGGUUUGUCAACAGACGGAGUAUAGAAGAUGUGAGUAUAGAAGAUGACUUGAUCUUCGUGACGGAAUAAAUAGCUCAGUUUUUGUUCCACCUCCAGCCACUUCCCCCCUGUUCUUUUCCUUUCCUGCCUGGGUGUCUUUUUUUGGACUUACUAGUUCUCUAACCCGUGCUUUGCACGGACAGUAUUUUGAGCCAGUGAAAGAAAAUAAAAAUAAAUUUAUAGUGUAUAU